Bombyx mandarina (wild silkworm) is the source of this 2243-nucleotide messenger RNA. RefSeq names its product microtubule-associated protein RP/EB family member 1 (gene Eb1). The record is from RefSeq and is a predicted model, not a curated record. Lineage: Eukaryota; Metazoa; Arthropoda; Insecta; Lepidoptera; Bombycidae. Gene Ontology annotation, molecular function: microtubule binding.
AAUAGAGAUUAGAGAACAGAAAGUGUCUAUGGUGAUCAAAGAAGAACGAGGUGAGCGUUUUGGAUAAAAAUUCUAACAAAUUUGAUAACUUAUCUCACACAGCAAACUUGUUUAGAAUAAAGAUAAAUUCACGGUCAAGAAUUUUUUCAUCAAGGGCUGAUACAUAGUAAAAAUGGCUGUAAAUGUGUAUUCUACGAACGUUACGUCAGAAAAUCUAUCGCGGCAUGAUAUGCUAGCGUGGGUGAAUGAUUGUCUCCAGUCAAACUUUGCAAAGAUCGAAGAGUUGUGUACAGGUGCCGCCUAUUGCCAGUUCAUGGACAUGCUGUUCCCUGGCAGUGUACCAAUGAAAAGAAUCAAAUUUAAGACAAAUUUGGAACAUGAAUAUAUACAGAACUUUAAAAUAUUACAAGCUGGUUUUAAAAAGAUGGGUGUGGACAAGGUAAUACCAGUAGACAAGCUGAUUAAAGGCAGAUUUCAGGACAACUUUGAAUUUUUACAAUGGUUUAAAAAAUUUUUUGAUGCUAACUAUGAUGGUCGGGAUUACUAUGCUUUUGAGGCUCGCUGCGGUAUCCCACUAGGUUCUGGCAUUUGUGACCCGGGUGUUCCAUUAUGUGGCAUCAUGCAGCCUCCACCAACGAGAGCACGCCGACCAGCGCCCAUACAGCAUUCGGGCAUUGGGAAAGCUAAUACAACAGUCAGAUCUCCACCAGUUAAUUUGUCACGGAUAAGUCAAAGUGCCAAGGGUGAUUCGAAAGUUGUGGAUGAAUUAAACCAUCAGAUAAACGAAUUGAAAGCCACAGUCGAUGGAUUAGAAAAAGAGAGAGACUUCUACUUCGGUAAGCUUCGGGAUAUAGAGGUGAUCUGUCAAGAGAUGGAAGAACAACACAAUGCUCCUAUAGUGCAAAAGAUUCUUGAUAUUUUAUAUGCCACUGAGGACGGUUUUGCGCCUCCCGAGGAAAUAGACGGCGACAACCCUCACCCGCCAGAAGAGGACGAAUAUUGAAACAAGACAAUACGACAUCAACGCGUAUCAUAGUGCUCUUGUAUAUUAUAUCAAACGAAAUUAUAUCGCUUAACAAUCAUUGACAAUAUUGAGUGCUUAGUAUUUCACAGCCAACGAGUCGUAACAUACUAGGUCGGUCCAUUGACACAUUGACCUUUAGCUUUUCUUGUGUAUUAAAUUUUAACACGUUUGUUAAUUCUAGUAUGUUUAUAAUUAACUUGUCAAAACGACUGUCUAUAUUUGGAUGGUCGCGGAUAUGUUAUACAUUUUCCUUAUGUAUUAUAACAUUUUUGAAUUAUGUAACGUGUUAAAAUUUAAUUUAACAUAUAUAAAAUAUUAUUUUCAUCUGUAAUUUCCUUCUCUGAUUUUUGCACAAAAGUAAUUUAUCAUCCAUAUGUUUAUUUUAUAGGAAUUUUUAGACCUACAAUUAUUGAAAUAGCUUAAUAAUGACUAGCGGUAUUGUAAAAGUUAGUCUUUCAAGUAACAAUAAUUUAUGUAGGUUCCGUAGGUAGAUGAGUAAUAAUAACAUUGUAUCGUGCAUGUAAAUCUAUGUUGUAUUUUCGCAUGGCUGUGUCAUACCUAAGUGCAUACCGAAUAAAUUAUUUGGGGGCGACAUUUCUCGACUGAAUUUCUAAUUUCGUGUGUAUUUUCGGAGGUUUGAAGUAUAAAUGAAUGGCGUUGAGGUUUCGCGUUUGAGAUUGAGUAAUGUGCAAUGAACCGCGAAAUGAGAUGCUUUUUCUCGUAUCUACUACAUUUCUGGGCCACUAUUGCCUAAAUAAUGUGCAUUUAAUAGUUUGUUAAUUAUUGGAAGAGAUUUACUGUUACUUGUUCAGUUCUGUUAAUAAAUAACAAAGUUAGCCAAAAUUAAAUGUUACAAUAUUAUCUCGUAUUAUUAUGGUUUGUAAUUAGAUCUGAAAUUCUUAGUUUUCAUGGAAAUUUAUUUUGUUCUCUGCAAUUUGAAUAACCAUGCUAGUAAAUCGUUACAUACUUAUUUUUCGUUUUAAUACUAACAUUAGUUAUACGUAAGGUAUACUAAUAAAUAAUAAUUUAGUAUAUUUUAUUGGUAAAGCAUCUUAAAAGCGGGACACUAACGACUUGUUGGCGGAAGAUGUUCGCUGGUUAAGAUAAAGAUAGAUAAUUUAUUUACUUCAGCAUUCGUAAAUUGCCUUAACUUCAGAUAUAUUAAUUGCGUCUGAUUUUCAGAUUGUGAAUGUCUUAUCGAAUAAAUAACUUUUAUUGA